Messenger RNA from Synchiropus splendidus (mandarinfish), 588 nucleotides. Its product is annotated as dual specificity protein phosphatase 26-like. Gene Ontology annotation, molecular function: MAP kinase phosphatase activity; protein tyrosine/serine/threonine phosphatase activity. The coding region runs from base 1 to 588 and encodes 195 amino acids. The transcript has 3 exons. Gene Ontology annotation, cellular component: cytoplasm. The record is from RefSeq and is a predicted model, not a curated record. Lineage: Eukaryota; Metazoa; Chordata; Actinopteri; Syngnathiformes; Callionymidae. Gene Ontology annotation, biological process: negative regulation of MAPK cascade; protein dephosphorylation.
AUGUCUUUCACUUCCAAACUACCCGCCUCUUGGAAUGAUCAGCCUCCUGCUCGGAAAGUGGAGAUCGACCUGAGUUCGCCUGGGUUGGCAGUGGUGGAGCUGGAAAGACUCUUGUUCACAGGGAAAGCAAUCAUCAGUCAUGCCGACGAAGUCUGGCCGCGGCUUUUCAUCGGAGAUCAACAGAGUGCGGAGAACAAGGCUGACCUCACCAAGCAUAGGAUCAGUCACAUCCUCAACGCAGCCCACAGCAAACACCGGGGAGAGCCCAGUAUCUACCAGAGCAUGAGGAUCACUUACAUGGGCAUUGAGGCCCGUGAUGCUUGUGACUUCGACAUGAGCGUCAACUUCCGGGCGGCAGCUGAUUUCAUACACAUGGCGCUCAGCCGAGGAGGCAAAGUUUUAGUGCACUGUCAUGUCGGAGUGAGCCGAUCCGCCACCUUGGUCCUGGCGUACCUGAUGCUGAGGCAAAGCCUGACGCUUGUGGAGGCCAUUUGUGCUGUAAAGGAGAACAGAGGCGUGAUCCCAAAUCGUGGGUUCCUUCGACAACUCAUCCAGCUGGACAGAGAACUCUUCGGGAAACAUCCUUGA